AUGUGUAAUAAAAUGGCAGAAGUUCUAUGCUUGUUUGCUGCUGAUAAUAUGUCAUCUGAAAUGCGACUAGAUAUCAGAGAUGAUAAAUCUGAUGUUGGACAAGGUGCAUUUGAUAUAAUCAAAACUCUCCUUAUUGAGUCAACUAAAAAUAAUCAAACUGUUACAAUUGGUUUAUCUGGUGGAAGUAUGCCUCAUUUGCUUGCACCAUAUCUUUGUUCUCUAUCAGAUAUCAAUUGGGAAUUAGUUCAUUUUUUUUAUUGUGAUGAACGUUUAGUCCCAUUAGAUAGUGAAGAUUCUAAUCAUUAUAGUUAUCAAGAAUUAUUCUAUUCGAAAAUUAACAUUCCAUCAUCAAAUAUUCAUACUGUGAAUACAACGCUAUCAUUAGAAGAUGCUGCAGUGGAUUAUCAAAAACAACUGUUAGAAUUCUUUGGAACAGCUAAUGGUUAUCCACGUUUUAAUCUAUUACUUCUUGGUAUGGGUCCAGAUGGUCAUACAUGUUCUUUAUUUCCUAAUCAUAAAGUACUUUAUUAUGAAGAUUUUGUGAUUGCCCCGAUUUCUGACAGUCCAAAACCGCCACCACAAAGAGUUACUUUAACUGUGCCUGUAAUUAAUAAAGCAGAAAAAGUUGUAUUCAUGGUCACUGGAUCAGAUAAAGCAAAUGCAUUAAAGUCAAUUCAUCAACCGCAUAAACCUGGUCCUUCUAUGCCAUGUUCAUUAAUUCAUCCAGUUUAUGGUGAAUUAAUAUGGAUUGUAGAUAAAGCGGCUGCUAGUUUAUUAGAGACAUAA
This is a messenger RNA of Schistosoma turkestanicum, 786 nucleotides long. Lineage: Eukaryota; Metazoa; Platyhelminthes; Trematoda; Strigeidida; Schistosomatidae. The record is from the annotation of a GenBank genome assembly.